UCUGAUCAGCACGACCCCAGCUUCUGUUCUCAUGGAAAUCAGACCCUGCCUCCCGGCCACACUUUCUGCAGAGAUGCAAAGCUGAAGCGCAUUCCCAGCCGGGACAGCAGCUGAUAAUGAUGUCUUGGAGGAGCUGAUCGUUUCAUUUCUCCUGUUUUUUUUUUUCCUCCCCCUUCCUCUGUGUGUUUCGUUCUCGUUAUAGUUUGCAGCUGCUCUUUCGGAUCGCGCUCUGUACUUUCCAACAUGCUGGAUCUGGCGCACUGCAUUGUAUUUUGCGCGCUCCUCUUCUCCGUUCACGCGUCGUGUCCUCCGCGCUGCGAGUGCUCCGAGGCGGCUCACACCGUCAAGUGCGUCUCCAAAGACCUGCGGAGUGUCCCGACUGGAAUCCCCGGAUACACCCGGAAUCUGUUCAUAACUGGGAAUCAGAUCAGUCGCAUUGGUCCGGAGUCCUUCAGAGGACUGGAUAAUGUGACCAACCUGUCUCUGAGUAAUAACAGAAUUUCCAAGGUGGAAUCCCACACGUUCUCCGGACUCCGCAGCCUUCGCUCGCUGGAUCUGAGUAACAACCAGCUGGCUGUCAUUCACCCUGAGGCCUUCACUGUCCUGAACCAGUCCCUGCGGGAGCUUAACCUGAGCCGAGCCCUCUACAACCACUCGUCAGUGAUGGACCUGGCCACGUCUUUCCGCUGGAGCUCCCUGGGGACCCUGCAGGGACUGGACCUGUCUGACAACGGCCUCAUCUAUUUACCCUCGCGUAUCUUCUCCCACCUGACCAGCCUGCGACGUCUGCAGCUUUCCAACAACUCCCUGGUGGCCAUCCACAACUCCAGCUUCUCUGGUUUGGAGCACCUGGAGGAGCUAGACCUCACGCUCAACGCCCUCAAGACAUUUCCUGAGGAGGGCCUGCUAGAGCUGGACUCCCUGCCCAGAGCUACUCUUCUUCUGGGGGAAAACCCGUACACAUGCACAUGUGGAAUUGAACCUUUUGCUUUGUGGCUCAACAGAUCACAGGGACGCAUUAGAAAUGCUGACGGCCUCGUGUGCUCCUUCCCAGCCAACAUGAGAAACACAUCCAUGCUUGCCGUGGGCACGUUGACUCUAGGGUGCCACCAGAGGGAUGCAGGGGCAGACCUUGCUUUGCAGACCUCUUAUGUCUUCUUGGGCGUCGUCCUGGGCUUCAUAGGCCUCAUCUUCCUAUUUGUACUUUAUCUCAACCGCAAGGGCAUCAAGAAGCGGAUCUAUGACAUGCGGGACGCCUGCAGGGAAGUGUGGGAAGGCUACCACUACCGCUUCGAGAUCGAUUCUGACCCCAGGUUAUCACAGGUUUCCUCCAGCGCUGAUGUGUGAGAGGACAAUCACCCCUGGUGCAUUUUCUUAUGACUCUUUUCUAAUGCAUUUAUCAGUAGAAACAUGUAAAAAUUGUACAGAUUUGCCUGUAAAUAUAUAAAUACAAUACUGUUAAUAAUCUUUCAGCCUUGUUGAUUAAAGCAUGCACUGCCCAUCUUUCCUCACUGCACAACUAAUACUCAUCUUUAAUGCAGAAUAUCUUAGAUUUCUUUGUUCUAACAGACACAAACGUGUCAUUGGUAGACGUUUCUCAUAUCCAUGCCUGCUCUCUAUGUUCACUCAAAAGCAACAGUAAGUGCCUAAAGUCAGCUCGGUGUUGUUUACUGAUCAGUUUAGUGAUCUGAGCUGAACCCACUUUCUACACGGCACACUUUCAUUCAGUAUUCUGGGUCAGACCUCGUCUUCGCGUUUAGCUCGUAAAAAAAAAAAAAAAAAAAAAAAGCAACAAAACCCUGCAAUAAAAUCCUGGCACUACAAAAACAAACCUCUGCGAAUUUAAAGCACAAUCACUCAUUCAUCUUUGAACCAUUUCAAGCCCUUUGGUCCCUUCGUCCUUCAGCCCCAGGGUGCCAGAGAGGAAUUAAGCCUCCAAAAGAUUUUCUAAAGCUCUCCUUAAAAAAUCACCACUCUGCUUUUCUUUGGCUGUUGGAUUGGAAAAGAUUGGGGGGGGGGGGGGGGGGCAAUUCAGCACAGACCAGCGGAAAUCUCCUAGCCCCCUCAUUUUUUUCAUGAAACGUUGCUUUGUUUUAACUCCUUGAGUUUUAUUGUCAAAAUGAUGAGAACCAGUCGCAGGCUAAGGCUGCUGAAAGCAAUCUCCCUCCCUCCUUAAAGACAACAGCCACUCUGGAGGCUCUUUGAAGGAAAAGUCUGGCUCUCCACGUUUUUCUGUUUAGGGGAUUUUUUCCAAUGAUAAGACACAGAUGAUUCUCAAACACCAGCCACAUUGUUUCAUUCUGCAGUUUGCUCUGACCAGUUAAGUCGUGCUCCACGAGAAAAGAAACAGGAAUAUGUUCUUAAUGUUUUGCUUUUUUCUCUGCCUUGUAUGCCUUUACAAUCGGGAACUGUUUAGUGGAAGUUGCUUUCUAAGACCAGCUGCUUAAAAUAACGAUCUGAAAUGCAGAUAUAUAUGCCAAAAAAGAAUUUCUUAGUCAGAUCCUAAGCCUUACGCUUUACACGCAUGUUUAAAAUAUAACCUUAGAGUGAAAUGAAUCCUAAACAAAACAGGAUGCUUCUCUCUUCUCAAAUGUCAUAUUUGUCGUGCCUGUUUUUCUACAUGGCUACAUGACAAAAGCAAUUCUCUGUGGCCUUUUGAUGCUACAAAGUGAGACAAACACAGACAGGGGAGGGGAUGGCUAGCUGCCACUCCUCAAAGUGUUUAUAGCCCAAAUUGUUAGCUAUCUAGGUAUUUGGAAUGGGGAGGGGGGGGGGGGGGGGGGGAGAGGAGCCCUGGGGAUAACUGAAACAGCCUCCCAUUGUUCAGAGCCAAAGUAGCAUCUUCAUCCCAUCAAGUCGUUCUUCAAGCUCGUCUGAUAGCGAUCCAGAAAUGUUUGCGACAUGGAGCCCUUUUACUGCAUGUGGAAUGACAAACUGAAAGUUAAGAAAGUCAUGAUCUCUGUAUGCUCGUUUAGAACAAAUAUAAUCUCGUGUGUCGUGAAAACAGUUGAAAUGAAUGUAAUCAUAACGGUUUGGACUAAACUCAAGGUAUCAUUUCUGCGAGCGGCAGUACCACAUUAAGCCGGGCAUUUACUCGCCGAGGAGAAAACAAUUGAGGCUCGUACGCUGACACAAAGGGCAGCUCGCAUGGCGAGACGCCUCAAAUAAGCUUUGUUUUCCAGCGCGAAAAGAUGCCUUGUGAUACCCAUUCACUUUCUGUUUUCACAGACGGCCAUUAUGCCGCCGCAUAAUAGGAUUCACUCAUGAUGACAAAGUUGAGUGCUCUGAUCCAGCUAUUGUUAAAGUGUCAUCAUUCUUAAUAUUUGCCUGUGGGAGAAAGUCCCAGGAGAAGUUUUCAUUUGCUAUUACACAAAGUGUCACAACCAGGGCAUUAAGCCAGCCACGGGUUAUUGGUGUCAAUUGGCGGAGCAGAAAGAAGAAAGAUUACUCCCUGCAUGUCAUUACUUCCGUUUUCCCUCAUUAAAGUGUGGAUUAGGAGCUGUGCCUUUUUUUUUUUUUGUCUUUUUAUGAGCCUGUCUGUUUGAAAAAUAUAUGGUCUGUUUGCUAUAGGCUGUGCAAUACCGUCUCAGCAGGAAUGCAAUGAAAAGAGAGGACCCCUACAAAUACAUCCAGACGUUCUCCAUUACUAACCGUGCAAAAGAGAGGCUUGUUAAGAACAGAAAAAAAUUGCUCCAAUUACUAUGUUCUUUCAAACUGUGUGUUGCACAUAUCUGAUUAA
Messenger RNA from Toxotes jaculatrix (banded archerfish), 3739 nucleotides. It is a transcript of the gene tpbg1b, whose product is annotated as trophoblast glycoprotein a. NCBI's taxonomy places the organism in Eukaryota, Metazoa, Chordata, Actinopteri, Toxotidae. Gene Ontology annotation, biological process: negative regulation of canonical Wnt signaling pathway. Gene Ontology annotation, cellular component: plasma membrane. The record is from RefSeq and is a predicted model, not a curated record. The coding region runs from base 244 to 1347 and encodes 367 amino acids. The transcript has 2 exons. Gene Ontology annotation, molecular function: protein binding.